AUGGCUAUGAACAGCCACAACAGCACUCAGAUUGCCAGCAAUGAGCUGGAGUGCAUGAUGCAGUUGGGUGAGCUCUACUCUGGUGGCAUGAAGCUUGAUGAUGCUGUGAAAACAGUGCAGAACAGUGCACCAGCUUGUAAGAAGUACUUGGAUGAUGUGGGGUACUUCUGCAAGAUGUACACUGGGGGGGAAUCCUUCCCACUUUUGAAAUGCUUGGACACUUUCUGUAAAAGAAAUUGCCAUUCAUUGCUCAUUGGGGAAGAGAUGAUGAACCACUUGGCCUGGUACGAUUUCAAGAUCCCAGGGAGGACCAUGGCUUUGACCAGAAUCAGUUUAGCUGCAGCCAUGCUUAGCAGCAAGAGGCACCAAGAUGGGAUCUCAAGGUUGAUCUACAAGAGUGACUUUGACAAGCUCAAGGGCAAGGAGACUACAAAAAGUCUUGAUGAAAUGUUGACAACACUUUGGGACGAAGCCAGCAAACAUGACCCUGACUUGGGCCACAUGUGCUGGUGCACUGCUGCAGUGAGGAUGGUUCUUCACAUCCUUGGGAAGGAAAAAAUGGCAAAGCAAGAUACCUUCGAGUCAUUUGCUGCAAUAGUGGAGCUUUUCUCUGAAGAUCUCAAAGCAGGCCCUGUGGCCUUGCCAGCCAAGCCUGUGCCAAAGGCCCCUGCUGAGAGUUCUUCUGGAUCAAGUGUCAAAGACAUGCUGAAAGCUUCCAACUCAGAAGUUGCAUUGUUCCAAAACAGUCACAUCAAGGUUGGUGACAAGUAUUCACACAGUGAUCACCUUGACAAAGUGUUCAUCCUGGCAGAUCUCAAUGACACAGAGGCCACCUUUGAGCAUCGACCUUUGUUUGACUCUGCUGAGCAAGUGAAGGAGAAGCUGGAUUCUUUGAAGAAGUGGAAGCCCACCAAGAAGGAGCCCACCAUGAUGUGCCCUCAGCAUAUUUGCAUUUCAAGGCUGCCACACAAUGUGGACAUUGUGAAGAAGGAAAUUGACAAAACCAUGGCAACACAUCUGCUGAUGCAGGCCUACAUGAGCCACAAGGUUGCUGAUGAGUCUUUGCUGGGCUUUGCUACCCACCCAUCCAAUUUGUUUCUUCUGAAAAAGAUCAAGAAGAAGGACUUGAAGCUCUACCCCUUUGGCAAUUGUCUACCUGUAGCUGAGAAAGAUCAAACCAAGGUCUUUGAGAACACCAAGAAUGUGCUUGUGUGGUUCAAGGACAAGCCGUACCUUGUUCAGCCCUUCAAGAAUUUGAGCAGCUUCACCAAACCUGAAGCUGGCACCCUGUGCCCUUACUUUUGGGUCAAGAGCUCUGAGGAGGAGGAAGAGAUCAAUCUACAGACUGUUUGGGUCAACUUCCAGGGGUUGCAGAUCCCAACCUUGCAGAAUGAAGAUGCCAUUCCAGAGCACUCAGUGCUUUUGAAGUCUUCUGAGCAACAGCCUCAUGAGCCACCAGCCAAAAAGGCUAGAUCUUCUUAG
Molecule: messenger RNA, 1482 nt
Organism: Durusdinium trenchii
Lineage: Eukaryota; Dinophyceae; Suessiales; Symbiodiniaceae
Source: the annotation of a GenBank genome assembly